AUGGGCGCCUCAUUGGGCGCUUACAAAUACACCUACAGAUCAAAAUGGACCAUGUGUACUCUACCCUGGCAACCCGACUUCCUGUCCCGAACUAAAUAUGUACCCUAUAACAGCACAUCACCAGCACAACCCACCAAUGACCCCAGCACUUGUCAUUGUACCGGUUGUCACGCCCCACCUGGUGCGGAUUACCUUUGUAUCGAGCCCGAUACACUGACCAGCCAGGCACAAAUGUGCAGACUCAAGUACUCCAAAGUAACUGGUCAGCAACGCACCGCAGGUGACCCAAGACUUACAAACUGCUCGCGUAUCACCUGCAAACCCUACCCGGUGACCCCAGCAAGUACAAACUUACCGGUUGUCACGCCCCACCUGGUGCGGAUUACAUUCUGACUAGUCAUGCACCACUGUGCAACUCGAGUACUUCAAGACUAAUCAGCAACGCAUCACAGGUAUCCCCCAACUGUACAACAACUGUUUACUUCAUUUCAAAUAAACCCGGUGACCCUAGCUGAUAAUUGUGCUAUUAGAUCACACUCCAUCUGUGCGAAUUACCUACGUAUCAUUGACGCAAUCUGACUAGUGCCAACGAUACACUGACCAGACUUGCGUGUAAACUCGAGUACUUUUACAUUUGUCUGGUCAGCAACACACCGGAGACGCUUCAUUAUAAACCGUGCCAAAUUAGCACAGAAGAAGCAUCCCCAAACCCCACCAGACGUCCCAAGUGCUUUCGCACUAGAGGGACAUCUCAUAAUUCUCCACUAGAUGACCCAAGUGCCGAAACACUAGUGUGUCACCUACUAAUUCCACUUCCCAACAAAAUCUUCAACCCUGAAACUCCCUUGAUUUGUCACCCUAUUUCUGCAACCACAUCCAUUAUGUAUCCUUGUUUAUUUUUAUCUUUUCCAUUUUCCUCUUCAAUUCUCCACCAUCAAAUAUUUAUAAAUUGAUUUGGCUAAUGUUAAGCCUUUUUCUUUUGAUUAUUAUCACUUGUGUGUCAUCAUAGUUUUCAUUCCUUUCCUUCUUCUUAUGCUUCCUCUUUUUCUUCUACCAAUUUCUGCCUCAAUCCUCUUAAUUGAGAAGAUAUAUUAACAGCCAACCUGAUUCCCUUGAUGUAACUUCAUUAUUUUAUUCAACUCCCAUG
[Candida] anglica is the source of this 1147-nucleotide messenger RNA. The record is from the annotation of a GenBank genome assembly. NCBI's taxonomy places the organism in Eukaryota, Fungi, Ascomycota, Pichiomycetes, Serinales, Debaryomycetaceae.